Belonocnema kinseyi is the source of this 1441-nucleotide messenger RNA. RefSeq names its product 60S ribosomal protein L4 (gene RpL4). Gene Ontology annotation, cellular component: cytosolic large ribosomal subunit; ribosome. Gene Ontology annotation, molecular function: structural constituent of ribosome; RNA binding. Bases 130 to 1365 code for a protein of 411 amino acids. NCBI's taxonomy places the organism in Eukaryota, Metazoa, Arthropoda, Insecta, Hymenoptera, Cynipidae. The transcript is spliced from 8 exons. Gene Ontology annotation, biological process: translation. The record is from RefSeq and is a predicted model, not a curated record.
ACUCGGGCGCAUGGCGCGCUAGUGAAUGGCAGUUUCCGGUAGCUUCCUCUUUCUUUUUAGCCAGGCAAGGCGAAGGGAUUGCCUGGUAAAUGAUUUUUUAUGUGUAAAAAGUGCUAACACAGUGUGAAGAUGUCGUUAUCAACAGCGCGGCCUGUGAUCACUGUCUACAGUGACAAAAGUGAAGCAACGGGGGAAACCAUUUCUCUCCCUUCUGUAUUUAAAGCUCCCAUUCGACCAGAUAUUGUAAACUUUAUUCAUCAAGAAGUUUCCAAGAACAGUAGACAACCUUACUGCGUUUCCAGCAAGGCCGGUCAUCAAACAUCUGCCGAAUCAUGGGGAACUGGACGUGCCGUGGCUCGUAUUCCACGUGUCCGAGGUGGUGGUACUCAUCGUUCUGGACAGGGGGCUUUCGGAAACAUGUGUAGAGGUGGACGCAUGUUCGCUCCCACAAAACCAUGGAGGCGUUGGCAUCGUCGCGUGAACGUAAAUCAGAAACGUUACGCCAUUGUCUCAGCCAUUGCUGCUUCCGGAGUUCCAGCUCUGGUCCAGUCCAAGGGACACAUGAUCCAAGAUGUGCCAGAGUUCCCACUUGUUGUUUCUGACAAAAUUCAAGAAUACAGCAAGACAAAGGAGGCCGUUAUUUUCCUCCGCCGUAUCAAGGCCUGGAAUGACAUCCAAAAGGUCGAAAAGUCGCAGCGAUUCCGUGCCGGUAAGGGAAAAAUGCGAAACCGUCGUCGCAUCCAGCGUCGUGGUCCUCUCAUUAUCUACGGACAAGAUCAGGGAAUUCGCAAGGCUUUCCGUAACAUUCCUGGUGUAGACUUGAUGAACAUCAACAAAUUGAACCUGUUGAAACUCGCCCCUGGUGGUCACGUUGGUCGAUUUGUUAUCUGGACAAAGUCUGCCUUUGAUCAGUUGGACGCUCUUUACGGAACUUGGCGUAAGGAGUCUAAACUCAAGCAGGGAUACAAUCUUCCCUUCCCCAAGAUGGCCAACACUGAUCUCUCCAGGCUCUUGAAGUCUGACGAAAUCAGAAAAGUUCUCAGAGCUCCUCAGAAGAAGGUGGUUCGAAGUGUGAAGAAACUGAACCCGAUCAAGAACACUAGGGCGAUGUUGAAACUCAAUCCUUACGCUGCUGUUACGAAACGUGCGGCUAUCCUCAAGGCCACGAAGAGACAAAACGAGAGAGAUCUCGCUCUUGCUGAGAAACGAGGCAUCACUCUUCCAGCAAAUGCACCAGCCAUGCGAGCAAAGAGAAUCUUGGAGAGGCGCAAGAAGCAGCUGGUUGCUUUGAAGGCCUCGAAACCGAAGACCGCAAAGAAGGCAAAGGCCCCAUCCAAGGUGGGAAAGGUUGCCGCGAAGAAGUAAAUAAUGUAUAACAGAACAUGUUUACUUUAUUUCUUUGGAAUAAAAUGUGAAAAGACAACGUGAAGAUGGCUAUUAA